CUAUGUACGUAUGUUCUUUUUUCCUUCUUUCUUUUUCACUUCUUUAUUUUUUCAUUCGUCGAUGGCCGACAGCGAGUUGAAGGAUUGUUUGUGGAAGUUUUAGAAAUGUAUUCUACUUAUUUCUAUUCGUAAUAUUACAGUUUGCUUGCAAUUAGUUUGCGUAUCCACUGUAUAUAGUUCAUUGAAUAUUCCAAUUUUAGUGAAGUCCGUUUUUCCAAAUUUAUUUUGUCCACAAUGGCUGUGUUAGCUGCUGCCCAACUAUUGGAUGAGCUAAUGGGAAGAAACAGAAAUGUUGCACCGAAUGAGAAAGUCAGAGAACUUAACUGGGAAGAUCCAGAGUACUGCAAAUACUUCUUAGCAAAAUUCUGUCCCCAUGAUCUCUUCAUCAACACUCGAGUAGAUCUAGGCGUUUGUACUAAAGUACAUGAUGAAGAAGUGAAAAAACUGUUUGAUAAUGCCAGAUCUACCUACCACCGUAAAGUCCAAUAUCAAGAAGACUUUCUUAGGUUCUGUUCAUCUAUGAUGAAUGAUGUAGAGAGGAAGAUAGGAAAGGGCAAACAACGUUUAGCACUCAGUGCCAGUGAAAAAAAAGAUCCCACUCCAAUGAUAUCUCCAGCUCAGACUCAAAAGAACCAGGAACAAAUAAACAUCCUCAAUGAGAGGAUAAAUGAUUUGGAAGCUGAAGCUGAAAAGGCUGGGACAGAUGGUAAUGUGGAGCAGGCACAAGGACUCAUGAAACUUUGUGAUCAGUUGAAGGAAGAGAGGGAUGAUCUCAGAAGACAGGUUGAUAAUGGCCAUUUCAAUGCAACUGCUGAAUUGGCAGCUGCUCAGGAGAAACAAAUGGAGGUCUACCCGAUGUACACUUACCAGGUGUGCGAAGUGUGCGGUGCCUUCCUGAUCGUGGGCGACGCCCAGCAGCGCAUCGACGACCACCUGAUGGGCAAACAGCACAUGGGCUUCGCCCGAUUGAAGGCGGCCGUGGAAGAGGUGUCGGCGGCCGUGCGGGCCGCCCGGGAGGAGCGGCAAGGGGGUGGCCGGGUGGGCGGACUCGGAUCGGACGACAAGGGGCGCGAGAGGGAGAGAGAGCGGGAAAGGGAGAAGAGGAGAGAGCGAGAAAGGGAGAAAGAGAAGGAGAGAGAAAGAGAGAAGGAGAGGGAAAAGGAGAAGGAGAGAGAGAAGGCGCGAUCCGAUCACAAGGAAAAAGAAAAGGAGAAGGAAAAAGAAAAAGAACGGGAUAAAGACAAGCACGAGAGGGAGAGGAGGUCGAGAACUGCUGAUAGAAGUGACAAAAGAGAUAGAGACUCGCAUCGUAGCAGAGAAUCUCACAAGGAAAAGGAAAGAGAAAGGGACAGGGAUAAACCUAGGAAGCAUCGAGAUUCUAGUCGUCACCACCACCACCAUCACCACAGACGAUGAUUUUGACCAGUAAGAGCUCACCCUGCAGUGUCAAAAACAGGUGGGUGACUGUUAGAAACCGAGAAGUCCAUGGAAAGCCAUCGUCUCUGGCCGAUCAUCAUCAACAAAAAAAUAGAGGUGACAAACUCCGUUUUUUAUGUAGAAUCAUAGGUAUUUAAUUUCCAAUAAAGAUUCGUCUUUUUUUCUGUAUGUCAAGUGUCACCAGUUGCAUCGUUAUUUAUCAAAGCUGUAUUAAGGUAAUAAAUAUUGGCUUGAA
Molecule: messenger RNA, 1672 nt
Organism: Phaedon cochleariae (mustard beetle)
Lineage: Eukaryota; Metazoa; Arthropoda; Insecta; Coleoptera; Chrysomelidae
Source: the annotation of a GenBank genome assembly